This is a messenger RNA of Anolis sagrei ordinatus, 3050 nucleotides long. It is a transcript of the gene PTPN22, whose product is annotated as protein tyrosine phosphatase non-receptor type 22. Lineage: Eukaryota; Metazoa; Chordata; Lepidosauria; Squamata; Anolidae. Gene Ontology annotation, biological process: positive regulation of toll-like receptor 7 signaling pathway; negative regulation of p38MAPK cascade; positive regulation of granzyme B production. The record is from RefSeq and is a predicted model, not a curated record. Gene Ontology annotation, molecular function: non-membrane spanning protein tyrosine phosphatase activity. Gene Ontology annotation, cellular component: nucleus; cytoplasm.
GCUGCUAUAUACAUACUGAUUUCCUUUAGGUCUUGUGAUGAACUGAGUAAACCACAAACUUCAACAGAAACCUUCCACACUGAUAGUUGUUUCCACUGCUGCAUGCAUUUGUCAUGUCCAUCUUCAUCAGUUCAGCUUCACCUGGUUUUACAGCAUGGAUCAAAAAGAAAUUCUCACACAAAACCUGGAAAGGGCCAAAAGUAGAAUGCUCCACAAAGCCGAAUUCAGAAAUGAAUUUUUGAAACUGAAAAAGCAAUCGGCAACCUACAAGGCAGACAAAAUCUACCCGACAGUUACAUCUGAGAGCCCAGAAAAUGUCAGCAAGAAUCGAUAUAAGGACAUCUUGCCAUAUGAUCACAGCAGAGUGAGGCUCUCCCUUAUCACAUCAGAUGAAGAUUCUCAUUAUAUCAAUGCCAAUUUUAUCAAGGGUGUAUAUGAGCCAAGGACAUACAUCGCUACCCAGGGUCCUCUUUCCACAACUGUAGUGGACUUCUGGAGGAUGAUUUGGGAGUAUAAAGUCUUGGUUAUAGUUAUGGCUUGUAUGGAAUUUGAAAUGGGAAAAAAAAAAUGUGAACGAUACUGGGUGGACGUAGAUGAGUCUCUGCUCCAGUUGGGCCCCUUUACUCUUUUUUGUGAGGCUGAAGAAAAGAGAAGUGACUACAUGAUUCGUAUUCUGAAAGUCAAACUGAAUGGCAGUGAAAUCAGGACUGUCUAUCAUUUUCAUUAUAAACAUUGGCCAGAUCAUGAUGUCCCUUCUUCAAUUGAUCCAAUUCUUCAGCUCAUAGAGGAGAUGCGGUACUACCAAGGGCAUGCUGAUGCACCUAUUUGUGUGCACUGCAGUGCGGGCUGUGGGCGAACCGGAGUCAUCUGUGCCAUUGACUACACAAGGACUCUGGUAAAAGAUGGGAUUCUCCCAAUAAACUUCAGCAUUUUCAAUAUGAUUCAGGACAUGCGUACACAGCGGCCCUUAUUAGUGCAGACCCAGGAGCAAUAUAAGUUGGUCUAUGACGCUGUGAUUGAGCUCUUUCAAAGGCAAAUUGACACAUGCCCCGAUCAUUCUGAUGCGGUUGCUGUUGAGACUGAAACCAACCAAACAACAGUGAAAGAACUCCAUGCUCCAUUUAUGGAAACUUCUUUUCUGAAACAGCUGAGCAGUUCACUGCAAGGGGAAGAGAAGAAACCUCAGUGUCCUGAUAACAAUGUAUGGGACUUGGACAAACAAGGCCAUUCUGGAGAUGAUGCUUGUCCAGUUAGACAAGCACUUUUUAUGAGAUCCUUGAAUUUCAUCACAAGCAAAAACAUGGGCCCCACAACAGAAUUGCACUCUUGGUCAACAAAACAGCCACUACUUAAACAUCGCAGUGUGGACUUUGACAAUCUAGGUUGGGGAGAAAUGCUUCUCCCUUUGAAAUCUGAAGGUGAAACUAUGAUAAACUUAGAUACGAAGGUGCCUCUCACACGGACCAAAUCAACCCCUUUUGAGUUAGCAUCGCAAAAAACAUCCCAAAUGAUGACAAGAAACAACCUUGAUUCCUCUCCGGACCUUGACUUAAGCCCUUCAAAUAAACUACCCAGCAACACGCAGCAUUGUAUAUUCAAGAAAGUGCGCCAUCAGCGAUGUACCUGCUCAUCAGAAGAUCCUUACUUUUCCUCUCUUUCAUCAGAGGAGCCCAGUUCCCCUGCACUUCUUGACUCUGCUGUGGGUCCACCUGAAAUGGUUUCCUCAGUUUCCCAGGCUGUGGACUUUGCAGCCCAGUCCUUGGAUGGCACAGACCCAAGCCGUCAAUUGUCCAGUUCCCAGACACAACAUCCUCAGCUUUUGGACACAGUGGAAUCCACUUGCCAGAGUUCCCCCCAUCUGGACGAAGACAUUCCUCCUCCAUUGCCCCAAAGAACCCCUGAAUCCUUUAUUGUACCUGGAGAAGAUGAUAUUCCUUUGUUGGCAACUUCAAACCACCAAUCGCCAUCCAAAAAAGAGAAAACUGGAAUAUCUAAAGAGUGGAGCAGCUUGUCUCAGCUGAAAUUUCUUGAUGAUUCUGUGAGAUUGAGGCCAAGUAAGAGUGUGAAACUUCAGAGACCCAGAUCAGAGAUUCCUCGAGAUCAAUCUUCAUCGCCUCCUCCUCCACCACUUCCUGAAAGGACGCCUGAGUCAUUUCUCCUUGCAGAUGAUGAACCUGAGCCACCUGUUAUGAACAAUGUCACAAGACUUGGAGAUUCUGGAAUUAAGCUGACAGAGAAGUCAUCAAAGGAAGCAAAGGGCUUCAGGAGGAGUAAGAGCCUGAAAAUUUUUAAAAAUGUGAAAAAUACUAUUUGUGGUCCAUCUUUCCUAGGCAAAGCGCCAGAGCCUGAUCAAUCACGUCAUGCCAGCUCUGUUCUGAGUUUUGGCUUUGCAAACCGUUUUUCAAAACCCAAAGGGCCAAGAAACCCUCCACCCAGCUGGAACAUUUAGAAGACCUUCACCUGAUACAAUUUGUCCUUAGCCCUGCAGACUUGCUUUGCUGUUCUGACUUUUGGUGUAACAGGAUCAUUAUUCUGAAGAAACAGGUUUUUAUUGUGAUGCCAUGAGAGAGGAUAAUAUGUUUCCUCUAUAUGGUGAAUACAAUGUAAUUUCAUCCAUCCAAUGGAUCUGGACUACAACUAAAGUAAAUGGGAACACAAAACUGUGCUUGUUUCUUCCUUCCAGAGAAGAACCUCUUCUAAGAAGGUUUCUGCAGGCUGUGUGUAGAAGUGUGAGCUAUGCAAGAAUAACACUCUAUUUAAGCAGAACAGCUCUGUUAUUUAUUAGUUAAAUGUGUUUCUGAUAUAUAAAUGUGGAUUUCAAGACCUAACAUUUAUGUUUAUUUGCUUUUGAAAUAUAUCAGAAGCUGUCAUGGAAAUCAUUUUAUUCUAUACAAAUAAAAGGGGCUGUUGCACCCCAGCCAGAAUUCACCUUGUACUCAACACCAGCCAAGAAUCCAAAAAAUAGUAGUAAAACAGUUUACUGAGAAAAAUACAUAUAAAAUGGAAAAAGUCACCAUAAGAAAUAAGAAAGGCAAAAUCCAAUAGGUAAG